Messenger RNA from Thlaspi arvense, 2952 nucleotides. Lineage: Eukaryota; Viridiplantae; Streptophyta; Magnoliopsida; Brassicales; Brassicaceae. The record is from the annotation of a GenBank genome assembly.
AUGUGGAGAAAUGAAAAACAAUGCCGGGAAAACGAGGAAGAGCGACCCAUUUCCGCCACCGCCGCCGAUGAAAGUGCCGCAGCCAUCGCCGCCAAGGCAAGUGCCGCCGGUCUCCCGGAAAGUUGCGCCCUCUUCCUCUCGAUCGAAGCCCAAAGCACAUAUACAGCGGCAGCCUCCGGAUCACUCGCAGGAAACUCCAGUACCAUCUCCUCUUCAUUGUUCACCAAUCUCCCCUUCCGGAUCUGCGAACCCUCGAAUCUAUCCCAACCUGCUGGGUUUUCCUCUUCUGCUUCGUCCUUCUAUCGACUCCGCAAAGCUUCUCUCACAUCUGACGAGAAAUCGAAACCGGAAUGCCAAUCCGACGCCGUCAAUCAUGCUCCGGAGUUCCCUCAGGUAGUAAUCGCUCCUCCGAAACCCGUUAGGAGAAAGCCUCCUAAUCUCAUCACAGAUUCUGUACCUUCUCCGCCGGUGAAAGCUCCGAUGGUGUUUCGUAGUGGCGGCGAGGGCAAUUUCGUGAAAUUGAACUUAAAUGGCAAGAGAGGGAAGAAGUUCCCCAGCAAAUACAAGGGCCCCUCUAAAAGAAGCAAGUUCGCAUACAUAUGGAAGAGAUACAAAAAGUCGGAAGGGGAUGGUGAAGAAGGCGAAUCCUUGUUGGAGGAAGAUUCUGAUCUGCAGAAACAGAGAGAAGAAGAAGCUAAUGGUUUUAUCAGCUCGGUAGAGGAUGCGGUUCUUUCAGUGAAGACUGAGGCUUCCGAUGAGAAUCUGACGAAGCUGUUGAAUUUAGUGUAUGGUUAUGAUUCUUUUCGAGAUGGGCAGUUGCAGGCGAUCAAGAUGGUCCUUGCCGGGAGCUCAACGAUGCUGGUGUUGCCCACCGGUUCCGGUAAGUCUCUCUGCUACCAGAUUCCGGCAAUGAUUCUUCCCGGAAUCACACUUGUAGUGAGUCCUUUGGUGUCGCUGAUGAUCGAUCAGUUGAAGCAUUUGCCUUCAAUUAUCAAGGGUGGUCUCUUGAGCAGUAGCCAGAGACCUGAGGAAGCAACAGAAACACCGCGGAAACUUAAAGAAGGCUUAAUAAAGGUUCUCUUUGUAUCGCCUGAGAGACUUCUGAAUGUAGAGUUUUUGUCAAUGUUUCGCAUGUCUUAUCUGCGUCACUUGUCGUUGUGGAUGAGGCACACUGCGUAUCAGAAUGACUCAAGGCAUCAAGCUUUUGAUGGUCAGAACAUUGUUACGCUAUAUGUGCAGUCUUCUCCAAACACUCUGGCUGCACGAAAUAUUAUAGUUGCAGCAAUUCUGAAGAAGACUCACGUGAAGCAAGGGUUACAUGUCUUCGAUAUACCAGCGGUUGCCUCUAGCAUAGGUGUUGCAACAACAGAUGUCUUGACUAAGAUUCAAACUCUGAAGAUGAAGGGGGAAGUAACAUACGAGAUGAAGGACCCAGCCUUUUGUUACACAAUCUUAGAUUCUCCAAGGGAAACAUGUUCGUUGUCCAGUCAUCUUACAAAGUGGCUCGCAGAGGUUGAAACUUGCAAAGUGAGAAAACUAGAUAUUAUGUCUAGUGCAGCCGUGGCUGCGAUAAAUUUCUCAAAUACUUCAGAAGUUAGUUCUGGUGCCAAGCAAACUCAGAGCCUGCAAAGCAGAAUUUUGGAUUACUUCAAUGGAGACGACAAGUGUGACAUGCCGAGCAAGACGACUCAAAACUGGGGAAGGUAUAUGAGCGUAGACUUCCGAGUGAUAAUGGAAGCGGCACAAACGGAGCUACUCAGUUUUGUUGACAGAAAUGCAGCUUUAGCUACAUAGAGUGUGGGCAUGAACACACCUACUUGAUGAACAAGUAUGGCGAGUCUAAAUGGAUCACACUUGAUCACUGUCGCUGAGCCACCACCGUAAGACGGGUAAGGAGCGAACAUGACAGGUCUCGGUGGCUGUAUCGGUACAUAACACUUUCGCAUACGUCUCUUCAUCAUAAGCUCGUGUUCCACUUCCUUGACAGCAAUGUAGCCACGCUUCAUCAUAAGCUCGUGUUCCACUUCCUUGACAGCGAGGUAGCCACGCUCCAUCAUCAGCUCGUGUUCCACUUCCUUGACGGCGAGGUAGCCACGCUCUCGAUCCAGUUGAAACUGGUCGCGCUUUCUCUUUUGGUCCCGAGCUAUUCUGGUAGACAUGAUGGUGAACACUCGAGCUGUGAGGUCACUGUCGGAACCAGCGUGAUGUGCUUCUCCGGCACGCUUGAUCUGAAGCUCGUCGGCUAUUCUCUGCAGCCCGAAACGGCUAUUCAGUCCUUCGCACAGUCCAGCCAUCUGCUUCACAUCGUAAGUUUGCCCAAGAAGUCUCUGAACCGUUUGGUCGAAAUCUUUACGAGUCUCCGGCAUAGGUUUUCCUCCGGUCAGGCCUUGAAGUAGAUAAGCCAAGUCGUAUGAGCCGUCGAAGGUGACCCAAGCCACGCGCUUAUCCUCCUCUUUCAGAAUCUGAGUAAAUUCUCCGAAGAAGUCACUGAUCGCGAUUCCUUCCUCUCUGAUUCUCUUCAAAUCAAGACCGUUCCGCCUAAGAAAGUCGAGCGAUUUCUCGUUCUUCGCGUCUUUUGUUCCGUCGAAGUCCGAGAAAUUGACUUCCCAGGUACCGCGGGUUCUUCCGACCUUGUCGAAUAGCGUGAAACCCAACUGAAUUGGUUUGGUUCCGUCGACGUUAAACCUCAUGUUUCCAUACCGCGUUUCAUCGCUCGCCCCCAUCGCCGUCUCUAUCAGACAUCCCGGAAAUUCAGUAUCGAUCGCUACGAAACUCGAAGAUUUUAUGGUUUUUCUUAUUUUAACCAUCUCCUGCGUUUUGUUGUAAGAGAAUAUCUGAUUGAAAUUUUUCAUCAUUUUUUUUGUUCUGAGAAACAACAAAGCAUAGGAAACAUGUUAUAUAGACGUUAGUUUAGGGUUUUCCAUUUUUCAAAUAACAAAAGUUUCCUUUUUU